Molecule: messenger RNA, 669 nt
Organism: Penicillium canariense
Lineage: Eukaryota; Fungi; Ascomycota; Eurotiomycetes; Eurotiales; Aspergillaceae
Product: Taurine catabolism dioxygenase TauD/TfdA
Exons: 2
Coding region: 1-669 (222 amino acids)
Molecular function (GO): oxidoreductase activity
Source: RefSeq, a predicted model, not a curated record
AUGGGUACUUCAGCGGUGUCUUACAAGCCUCUCGUCAAGACGGCCAACUCUCAAGUGGACUUCGGAGUUGAGAUCCAUGGCCUGGAGCUUGAGAAAUUGACCGUUCUUGUGAUCAAAAAUCAACGCAAUCUCUCCCCUCGCGUGCAAUAUGAGCUUACGCGACGGUUUGACCCUUCAGCUGGUAUUUAUAGCCACGGAAAAUCUAUCGACAAACGCAGUGUUCUUCACAGCGACCUCACUACAAUUCCUCAUCAACCACAGGUCCAGGUCAUUGGACAUGAUUUUGUCAAGGAAUAUGAAGGGUUGACGAACCUCCAAUUGAGACACCCUCAUCACAAAGCAUUUCAGAAGCUUCCCAUUCCAGUGGUAGAGGAUCAGCAAUUCACCCAUUUCUAUCGGUGGCACAUUGACUCUGCCAUGUAUGACCUUGAUCCCCCGCUUGUCACUUCCCUCUUGGCUGUACAAGUUCCCAAGGGGCGCCGCCAGAUAUGCCGCUAUGAUGAUGAAACCAACACCACGCUUGACGUGCCCCUGGGAACAACGACAUUCUUCAGCGGCUACCGUCUUUAUGAACUCCUUUCAGAAGAGGAAAAGCAUUUUGUCCAAACCAGCCAAGUCGAAUACGCGCCACAUCCAUACAUAUGGAUGAGCAAAGCCAACUGUUUCUGA